Xylona heveae TC161 is the source of this 1241-nucleotide messenger RNA. RefSeq lists its product as hypothetical. The transcript is spliced from 6 exons. The coding region runs from base 23 to 1003 and encodes 326 amino acids. The record is from RefSeq and is a predicted model, not a curated record. NCBI's taxonomy places the organism in Eukaryota, Fungi, Ascomycota, Xylonomycetes, Xylonales, Xylonaceae.
UAAUUUAUAUCAACCCAUUACUAUGCCGGUCAAGAAGCCGGUGCCGCGCUCACAGGCCAAAGGACCUAGUCAAAGAGCAAAGGCACACAGAUCGACGAAAGGCCCAAAGGCAAAGCAAUCGAGAAAAUCUGCCACUACUGCGCCUGAGCACUCUCAGCCGGGCUCUUCGACUCUGAAGCGGAAACGAAGGGGGCCACCAUCUCAUUCGAGCAAUAGAGACCAAGAUGAUUCUUCGAUACAAAAUUAUACUACCCUAAAGCCACGCAUUCAACGGAUACCAAAAGAAACUGUUACAUCGAAAUGGGAACCACUUUCGGAGAUUGCACAGGCGCGGGUUCGAGACCUGUUCUUCGACGUCGAACGACCCGUGAUUGCGCUCUAUCGACAGGAGAAACGGAGAGGAGAAGCUCAACAUGCUGUCAAUGCGGUGGUCCGAAGACUGCAGCAACGACUUCCGCGAAUGCCAUUUCCACCGCAAACAAAAGACUUGCAUUUAGAUUAUGAAGGUUUACUCAACAGCAAUAAUGCUAUGGAGAGCAAAUUGACUCCCGCCGGUCAUACUAUUGCUCUACUCAAGGCUCAAAUAGCGAAAGAAGAUCAGGCAUUAGCCUCGGAACGUCAGCAGCUGGCGCGACUGGAGGCAAAUGCAGCGGCUGAAGACAGUCUACGAAAACGACGCGCGAGGACUAUGCAUCCUCUGCUCCAAACUCGUGCCGACGAGACAAUUGCCAAGACUGGUCAAGAUCGCAGCUUGUUUGACGACAACACGUCUGCUGAAAGCGACACAUUGACCAAACAGUUACUUAAUUCCGACUUGGAUGAUGACUUGAAGCCGCUCGUCGAGCAGCUAUAUGGGCACAUGGAAAGCAUCAAGUCCAACACCGCACAAGUGUCUGGCCUGAGCGAUGCAAUUGCACGUACUCGCGCUGCUGUCGGCCAUGCAUUGUAUGCACGUCUAGGCGAAGCCGGGCGCCCUCCUCUUAUGGACGGUCAAUCACUUUGAUCUUUUUUACGAUAUCUGGGCUUUUUUUCUGACUGGCGUUGGACUAUGGAAACGACCGACUCAUAAAGUCAUAGGGUCAUGGACUCAUGGACAUGGGGCAAACAGGCAAUAUAGGCGUCAUUGUGGGGGCGGGUCUCUUUUCUGUGACUUUACGUCUAUUCAAUCCUCUUCAUCUUCGUUCAAUAUUCUUCUUCGCGUUUUCUAUUUCUAUCACUGGCAGCUGGGAAAUAUGACUGAC